UUAGUGCUUGGAGCCUCCAAAGAACUGUCUCGGCGCUGGGAUAAGGACUAUGAUUCCUUUGUGCUUCCUCUGCUGGAUGAGCUGCAGCCGUGUUACAUCCUUUACCGCCUGGACACCCAAAAUGCACAGGGCUAUGAGUGGCUUUUCAUCUCCUGGUCACCUGACAACUCUCCUGUUAGACUCAAGAUGCUCUACGCAGCAACCCGAGCAACAGUAAAGAAAGAGUUUGGAGGAGGACACAUUAAGGAUGAACUCUUUGGGACAGUAAAGGAGGACCUCUCUCUUAGUGGAUACCAGAAGCACGUGUCUUCUUCCUCUGCUCCAGCUCCUCUGACUGCAGCCGAACAAGAGCUUCAGCAGAUCCGCAUCAAUGAGGUCAAGACUGAAAUCAGCGUAGAAAGCAAACACCAGACCCUCCAAGGCCUGGCCUUCCCUUUGCAGCCAGAUGCACAACAUGCCAUUCACCUACUAAAGCAAAAGAAAAUAAAUUAUAUCCAGCUGAAGCUGGAUCUGGAGCAGGAGACCAUUGAACUGGUCCACACAAAGGCUACAGAAAUUGUCGACCUGCCUAGAAGAAUUCCUCAGGAUUCUGCUCGCUACCACUUCUUUCUGUAUAAACACUCUCAUGAGGGAGAUUAUCUGGAGUCGGUUGUGUUUAUCUACUCCAUGCCUGGUUACAAAUGUAGCAUCAAAGAACGUAUGCUGUACUCCAGCUGCAAGAGCCGAUUGCUUGACUCCGUAGAGCAAGAUUUCUGCCUAGAAAUUGCGAAGAAGAUUGAAAUUGAUGAUGGAGCUGAGCUGACCGCUGAAUUCCUGUAUGAUGAGGUCCACCCCAAACAGCAUGCCUUCAAGCAGGCUUUUGCCAAGCCAAAGGGUCCUGUGGGCAAAAGGGGACAGAAGCGACUUAUCAGAGGACCAGGCGAGAAUGGAGAAGACAGUUAAACCCAAAGGAUGGGUCAGCAAAGAGCUGUGAAUGUCUCCCAGCCUCCAGCAUUGCAGCUCCAAUCAAAUCCACCUCUCUGCAUUUGAGCCUGUCCACUGAGUUCCAGAACCUUUUCCCCUAUUUCUUUUCUCAAAGUCAUGUCCAUCAGUUUCAUUAAUGGGGUGGGAGGGUUGGAAUCGGGGGACAGAUAGGAAGAUGAAGACGACGGCAUGCUCUUUUUUCUUUCCUCUUGCUCUAUUGUUAUGUAAAUCUAGGGGGAGGGGGGACCCUAGUGGUUUUUGUUCUUUGUUUUUUUUUAAUAUUUCUUACAACAGAUGCUCCUGUUACUGCUUCAUCUUGUGGCCUGUUUUACUUGGAAUCUGCACCACACAAAUAAUUUUGUUCACCUCUCAUCUGAGAGAAUUGCAUAUACCUGUAAAGCAACUCGAUAUAAGCCUGUGCUGUGACCCAAAAAGAGAGGCACGCAUUUGUAUGAUAACAAUAACUUAUGGCACUCCCAUCCUGUUAAUGCCAUCCCCUUACCAAGGGUGUCUGUUUCCCUAGUAUUUGAUGUAGUACUCAUUUGCCCACUGUUUGAGGCAAAGAGCAGUGUGUUCCAGGGAUUAAUUUUGAAGCAGGGUGUCUUUUCCUUUUGGUUCAGCAGAAGCUGGUGGAUUUGAGGGGGUGGGGAAGUGCUAAAAGUUAGUCAGAUUUCCUCCAAAAUAGAGGUAUGUUGUUGGUUUUUUUAAAAAAAAUAGCUUCUUUUCCAAGCUGCUGAAGAAGUCAAACUCAUUUUGUCCAAAAGUCGUGAUAAUCCCAUUCUAGGCCUCACUGUUUGUGGAAAAAAGGAUGAAUAUCUAUCACAAAUCCAUUGACAGGUUGGAUUUCUCUAAAAGGAUGUUCUGCUUCAUUUCUUACUUGUAGAAAGCUAAUUACACUGCUUUUCCUUCUUCCCGCCUUGUUUCUUGAUGGCUCAUUGCAUGAUGAUACAGCCAUAUGAAUGGACAUGGACAGUUAGGAACUGGGAGCACAAUUGCUGUCCUGCCCUUGUUGGCAGCAUUGCAACUUAACUACAUUCAAGAUGGCAAGAAUCACCCCAUGUGUAGCUCCCAUAUGCUUUCCCAUGCCAACCUCUCCCCAUGUGUUGGCUUGCAGCCUAAUACAGCUUUCACUUAACUGAGAUCAUCCUCUGACUUACUGAGACAGUAGAUUCCUUCCUGAUCUGAUUUUCCCCCCUCAGUGUUGGGCAUCCAGCUGGACUCUAAAGUAAAGCCACUCAGUCCUUGGUCAUCUCACAUUUGCUCACUUGUUUGCCUGCAUCCUGGUUCAUGACACCCAACCAUUGCAUCCCUUGAUCAUGGAUCUUUAGUUAUGUGAUAGAGCUUUGCCAGGCCAAAGGAACAUUAGCACUUUCAUUGGUCGCUGAAUGUUGAUGGGCUCUGUUUUUCAUAGCAUGGACUUUGCCCAGAGGACUGUUCAUUCCAUGUGCUAGAUAAUGUCUGCCAAGAGUAAUUAUUUUAGAUCCAUGAAAACCAGGUGGAAGGAAAGGAUAGCUCAUGGCAUGAAAUUGUUACCCAUGUACGUGAUGGAUGGGCAAUUUAACUGCCAGGAGUCUGGGAAGAGUUUUGUUGAUCAGCUUUGAGAGCCUAAAGGAGAAGCAGACAGUGACCCACUCACAAAAGGCUCAAGCCACAAAUGUGACCCAGAUUGGGAGCUUCUGAAAAAUCAUUAUAGUAGAUGUGUUCAUUCCAUGAGGGUCACUGAAUCUGAUGUACAUAAUUAAAGUUCUUAUGACCCCAGGGAGCAAUUUAGUGGUCUGUUUUCAUAUUUCAUGCAAGUGAACAGUUCCCUCUGAAAUUAUAAGCCUUGUUUUACAGAGCCAACUAUAUGGUAUUAGCAUGAUGGCCUUGAAUUGGGCAACAUUUGUAGGAGCAAGUCUGGAUGUGCUCUAGCCUACUCUUUUCCAUGAUGGGACUGAACUGCAAUUCAAGAAAAGAAGGAUAGGCUUUGCCAAAUUCCAAGUACUCUGCAUGAGAAGAAUAGAAUCACAGAUUCACAGAAUUGGAAGAGGCCAUUUAGACAUUCAAAUCAAAUCCCCUACCCACUACAGGAAUCCAGAUGAAAAUGUCUGUGAUGGAGAUGGUGGUAUGUGCCACCAUUUCAUAGAUGGGGAAAAGUCUAAAUGUUACUUUUCCCUCAAUUCUUUUUUUUAAGCUGUUCAUCUUUUACAUCUUAAGUCGUUUACUGGGAGUACUUGGAACAGAUGUCUUUAUAGUUGAGAUCUUCCUCUGCAGUGUUUAGAAAUGAACAGAUCUUGCAUCCAGUAUGUAGUGGUAAGAAGAUAAUAAUUAGGUUCAAAGUUUGCCCUAAAACAUGUUUAGACAGCAAGAUUCUGCUUCAAAUAGGCAUAGUGCAGGGAUCAGCACCUUUUUAUACAAAAUUUCAGCAUAAGACUGCUCAAUGCACAACAUUUCAACAUUGUCCUACAAUUUAAAGGAAAACCAAAACAAAACAGGUGGGUUGGGGAUUGGUCCUUGGACAUUUUGAAGGCUCCACAUUGCUAAUCUUUGGCAAAAUGAUUUAUUUUUAUUUUUACUAUGAUCAAAUCUCAAUCAGUCCAUCUUAAUUCUGUAAUAUUUGGAUUUGGACCUCUACAUUUUCUGCAUUAUAUAUGCAGAGAUAGUCUUGCUACUUUCAUUCUAUAUUUUGUUAAGAACUCUACACUCUUGUAAUAAUUUAUCACUUUGCCCUUUUUUCCCCCUAGGAAAAACUUAUAUUCUAGGUUAGGUUUACCAUGUAUAUUUUGUUCCAUGUAUUGCAUUCUCUCCACCAUAAAAGAGAGGCAAAAUCCUUUUUUUUUUUUUUUGGAGUCUUAUUAUAUUUUGAUGUAAAGUGCAUUUCUACAAGUUUGCUCAAAACACUUUCCUUUGGUAAGAGCAUGUGCACCACAACACAGAAGGACAAAUAUUUGCCAUUCUGAAGCUGAAUAACAGUGGCUACUAUGAUCCUGAGAUCACACUUUCUUGGGAUUCAUGCUCAGAUAUCAAAGUAUAUGUAAGCAUAUCUGGGAUGACCACUGUUUACAUGUUCCUUGUCCUCACCAUCUGCGUUAAUUAAUCCACAGCAAUCCAAACAUGACAGAAAAGCAAGCAAGCGUUACCUUUGUUUUAGCCUUAUAUCUUUUACUCCAUCAAAUUAGUCGGAAUUGGUUCUUUUGUGGCAUUAAUGCUGGUGAUGGUGAUGGAUCAAUCAGUAUUCUCAAAUGCAUGAACAAUGGUAAAUGAGGACCUAUAGAACUUCCAUGAAGGAAAGAGGGUCAGUAGCCUGCUUCUCAGGCUGACCCCUUGUGUCUCGCCCUUUCCCCUUCACCAGUGCAACACUGAGAAUCAUUCAGUCUUGCAAAGAGCUGCUGCUCAUUGCCAACCCCAUCUAUCCAUUUGAUCUCAGUAGCUGCUCCCACAUUAUGCAAAUUCAUAUUGCAUUCAUAGCUGGUGAAUCCCAGCUUAUUCAACAAAUAAAAGGCUAGAAGACCAGUAAAAUCAGUUACGCAGCAUGCAAAUCAUAGUGAUCUGGCUACUUUAUUGAUACUGACUUUCCCCCACCCUAUUUUCCCUCAAUACUCAACCAGAUUUCAGAACAAAAACUUUCUUUUCCUUGUGAUCUUACAAAACCUACCACCAACGCAUUCGCCAAGUAGCAGAAAAGUUUCACAGAAAUGUAGAAAUGACUCCUGAUCAUGGAAUAGUCUCUGAACUUGUUAGCUUGGAUCAGAAUGUAUGACUAUCUAGCAAGCAUACAUCUUGCUAUUUAUAUCUAGGAUGAACACUUAGUCAGAAGACUCCUGUUUUAAACUUGUUUAUUAAAGCUGACUAAUACUACAAAAUGUUGAGUGAUUGCAAGAAUAUGCACUUCAUUAUAGAAACAACAGUUUUCUAGGAGUCCCAAAAUGACUUUUCAAGAACUAUAUGUUUAUAGUAAGACGACCUUGGUAAUACUCUAAUAGCUAUAUUCCUGUGCACACUCAGUUGAAAUGACACUAGUUUUGCACUGACAAACCUCUAGCAAACCAAAAGCUGUAGUGUGAAAAUAAUUCCUAAUUGAAAUAUGGUUAAAAUUGCAAGUAGUCUCCACUGGCCAUUGUGUUUAACUCGCUGCAGGUGAAAAGCAAGCUAGGAGUGAUCAUUUCUUUAUCUGUGCUAGUAACUUAGCAAAUCUUCCAUGAGAAUCAAGGUUUGGAGUUUGGGAGAUGCACAUUCCUGACUGGGCUGGAUGAUGAUGAUGUAAAUUUGGAAACUGGGGGAGGCAGGGCACACUGUUUUGAAUGCUGCAUUUUCUAAAAAAUAAAGUAUUUUUAAAGCAAUCAGUUUUGAGCAUUUCUUUAGUAGACUGAGAUUUCUAUCAACACAAUUGGCCAUUUUAAAAGUUCCCUAUGCAGAAACUGCAUCCUUAGCUAGCUACGGUAAAUUUUACAUCUCAGAUUGAUGGAAAUUAUUGCUACAAAGUGGUUGAACUUACCUUGUGAGGCCACAUGGUUUGAAGUUCCUCACAUAGUUGCAGUUGUGAUCAUGUUUGCAGAUCUCUGCUAAACUCUGGAUUUUUUGCCCCAUCAUGUAGACCGUAUAUAUAGCCUGCAUUGGUGUGUUCAUGUUCAAGGCCCCACCUUUGGUUAUUCAACAGCUUGCAAGGGUACCAAGACCAGUUUUAC
Molecule: messenger RNA, 5627 nt
Organism: Python bivittatus (Burmese python)
Lineage: Eukaryota; Metazoa; Chordata; Lepidosauria; Squamata; Pythonidae
Source: RefSeq, a predicted model, not a curated record